UUCAGGGGAUAUAGACGUUUACGAAUAAGUUGCCGAAAUCCAAUCAGAGUGCAUAAAAACUAUUUACUUGUUAAAUUAAUUUGACCACAAGUUAUCUGACUGACGCCCCCUUGGGUAGUUGUACAAAUCUGUCAUGAUUGUGACCUUGACAGAAAAAAACACACUAGUAAAUUGCAUUAUGAUGCAUGCAUCCGUAUCCCUGCAUGCGCAUCGCGUGUACGUGCUGACAUGCACUGUGUAGACAGCGCCAUCUAUUUAGCAACUAGCACCGUCACCUGCGCUACAUGCGCCCUGGCCUGUACACCGACUAGCAGUAGCAAUGACUAGCUAGAAAGUUGGAAAUUUGACGUUCUCGGGCCGGAAGAGGGGCAGCUGAAAUCACUACAGCCUGCUCCAGCUGCUGUGUCAACGCAUGGAGUCCACCCUGUCUGACUCUCGUCUCGAUGGCAGAUUUGUAGUCCGAUUGAGGCCAUUUUUUUGUAGGACUAGAGCAUACCGCUAAGCCAAACGUGACAGCCCACUGGGGACGCACAGCAACCCAACCUACAUGCAUCCUAUAGACUCCAAAAACAAUGGAAAUAUGGAUCACAGUUUCUUUCGGAUGCUUUCGGGCCGGUUGUUUGGGAUCUUGCUAAAGACGUCGUCCCUGUGCGUUUACCGCUAUAAGUAGCACACUUCAAAAACUCCUGUGGAGAUUAAUUUCUUAUGACACACACUGCUCUCUCAUAGGUUUUUUCCCCUGGAAUCAUCAAGAUUUUUGUUGCACCAAAAGGCCUUGUCAAGACAAAGAAUAAAACUUAAAGAAUGGAAGUCGGUGAGAUAGAUGAUGUGAGCCAGCUGCCUGUCCAAGUGGACGUGUCCUCCCCAACUAGCUUUCAGUCUAAUGACACGGACGGCAUGGCCAAGUCGCCCCUGGGCCCCCACCGGACGGGAUCAGGAAAUAGAAUCGAUUUUCCAACAAUAGCCUGUAAGGUCUGUGGUGACCGAUCCUCAGGAGUACACUAUGGCAUCAUCUCCUGUGAGGGUUGUAAGGGGUUUUUCCGCCGCUGCCUACGGAGGCAGAAGGAAUACGUCUGCGUCCGCGGUGGGAAGUGUGAGGUGAGCCGGAACCAGCGGAACCGGUGCCCGGCAUGCCGGUACACCAAAUGCACGGAACUGGGCAUGUCCAAAGAUGCGGUGCGGAUAGGGAGAAUUCCUAACAAGCAGAAAGAGACGGAAUUUGCCGACAUCCAGCCUUUCACAAUCGAGGCAUUGCAGGAGCACGACGCGGACCAGUCCACACCAUUAAUAGAGGCGGACCCAGAGACCACGCAGCUGAUUGAGAACGUCGUCAAGGCCCACUCAGAGACCGCCAAGAAUUAUACCGAGUUUGACGACUUCUUAAAGGGAAACCUGGAGCUGCCGUGCCGAGUCCAUGACUGCAAGGACCUGAAGUCGGACUUGGAACUUAACAGUAUGAAUGGCCUGACGAUGUGGUGUUCUGUUGUCACACAAAUGCUGUCCCUGUUCAUCAAGAGAAUUGUCACCUUCUGCAAGUAUAUACCAGGUUUUGCCGUGCUAGACCAGCAGGACCAGAUGGUCCUGAUCAAGGGGGGCUUCUUUGAGAUCCUGACGGUGCAAGACAGCAUCGAGCUGGUGCUCUACGACGCCUUCAUGCUCAACAAGGAUUUGCUCAUCACCCGGCCCAACAUGCUCAAGUUCAUGCCCCCGGAGCUGGUGGAGUCACUCUACGAUUUCUCCCAACGGCUGCACCGCUUGCGGCUGACGUUGACCGAGUUGGCGCUGCUGUCUGCUAUUGUUCUGUAUGCCGACGACCGGGAGAAUUUGAUAGAUCGAAAGGCCAUCGCGGCCAUGCAGGCGAAGCUCCUGAUGGCACUCAAGGUGGAGGUGCAGCGCAACCACCGCUCAGACCCCCACAUGUUCGCCAAGAUCCUCCUGCGACUUCCCGAACUCCGCACAGUGGACAACCUGCACACCCAGUUCAUCAUGAAACUGCAACUGGGCGUCGGCCGCGGGGACCUGCCCAUCCCUGCCCUGUACAAAGAGGUGUACGACUUGGGCAUGGCGGGCUUGCAGGCCAAAGAGAGCCCUGCGGAGGACGUUGACGACGAUGACGAGAAGUCCCUGGACGGGGAGUCGGACAGCAUCCCAUCCAUCAAAAAGGAAAUUGAAGAAGAUUCUUCCCCAGCGGAGGGGGUUGAGGGGUUGGAACAGGGGGCAGAGCUUGUGAAAGAGGAGGCAAAUGAGACAAAACUGGACAAGCAUCAAAAGGACCUGGAGCAGAUUGCUCUCGUCGGUCCAGACGGUAUGGCCAGGCUCGCGAGGUCAAAGGUCAACAAGGUGGAUGCUGGCAGAUGCUGACGGAUACAUUUUCUGGAGGUUUGGUACAGGAGUACCUGGGGUUAAGUCAGAGGUCAAGACAUAAAGAUGGGGGAAAGGCAUGCAGCUGAGAUUUCAGGGUUGUUAGAAUGGGAUCGCAAGUCAGAGGUUGGGGUUCAGAGUUCGUGGUACCUGAGUUCAUUGGUCAUCAAGACAUGAUGACAGGGAAAAGCAUGCAGGUGAGAUUUUAGGGUUGGCUAGAAUGGGGGUCUUAGGUCAGAGGUGGGGGUCAAAGGUUAUGGAACCUGAGUUCAGAGGUCAAGACAUGGAGAAAGGCAUGCAGCUGAGAGUUGAAGGUUGGUUAGAAUUGGGUGGUAAGUCACAGAUGGGGGUUCAAAGGUCGGGGAACCUCAAACCACAUGAAGAAGCUACUUUGAAAUACAAAGGGUUACUUGAUCCCUGAUCUGACAAGUUAAUAGGGGUAAGAAAAAGCUAGGAACAGCUGUGGAAGAUUUGAAUUUGGCCAAAACAACCGCUUUGAGAAUCGACCAGUAACUCAUUGGAUCCCCCCUUCCUCGCCAAUCCCGUUCCAUCACGAGAUGCAGUAAGAUCACCUUACGUCAACAUGUGCUUGUAACCGCUCUUUAAAAUGGUACCCACUUAAAAUCGUCUAGCCUUACAAGUUUUGUAAUAUUUGCCUUUUUGUGGUUUGUUAGAGAAAAGGGUACUGUUAAAGAGGUUGUGGAAUGCUCCAAGACAUUUCCGUCAUUUUUUUGGGUAUAUGUAG
Messenger RNA from Patiria miniata (bat star), 3106 nucleotides. RefSeq names its product nuclear receptor subfamily 1 group D member 2-like. The transcript has 9 exons. Gene Ontology annotation, molecular function: zinc ion binding; RNA polymerase II cis-regulatory region sequence-specific DNA binding; nuclear receptor activity. The record is from RefSeq and is a predicted model, not a curated record. Gene Ontology annotation, biological process: cell differentiation; positive regulation of transcription by RNA polymerase II; negative regulation of transcription by RNA polymerase II. NCBI's taxonomy places the organism in Eukaryota, Metazoa, Echinodermata, Asteroidea, Valvatida, Asterinidae. Bases 805 to 2361 code for a protein of 518 amino acids.